Messenger RNA from Hymenoscyphus albidus, 1992 nucleotides. Lineage: Eukaryota; Fungi; Ascomycota; Leotiomycetes; Helotiales; Helotiaceae. The record is from the annotation of a GenBank genome assembly.
AUGGGACAGACGGUUUUGACAAGAGAAGCUAAACGAGAAUACGGCGCAUUGGUAAAACGUUCAAAACCUCGGGAGGAUAUUCCUUUCGCAGAUGGGUUUCCAGCAAGACUGAUCAGAGAGGGUCUGCCGGGACGUUUAAAGAGGGAGAAUGAUAAAAUAUGGCUACCUAUGCAACAACCCAUACAACGGCACCCGAAGAAGAAAGCUCCCCAGAAAGCUCUGCCAGGGAAACAAUUGGAUCAGCGGGACGUCAAAGUCCUUAGUCUAUCAAACUCUACUCCAACUCAAUUUCCAGAAAUCUUUCCGCCAGAGGAUGUUGGGACUGUGAUACACCAAGAACCGCGAAGCUUGUUGACUGUAAAUGACGUCCAAAAAAAUGUCGCCCUAGUGAGCGGGGCUCAGGAAACCAGUGGAAACUCUUCAGAGCUUGCAAGUCCAGAUCAAGAAUCAUCCAAGCGAGAAAAGGAGAUGUCUAGUCAAAAAGCCGUUCGUGAGACCGAAUAUACAGGCCCUGCGAAUGCUGGUGUAUAUCUUACAAGUGUUCAACCUGUCAGGGAUGCUGAAUUUUCCACUAGGGUUGGAUCCCAGGUUGAGGAAGAGAACAUGGUACCAGCAGUACAGAUUGAACAAGGGCAGUUGGGAGAGGCUAUAAGGGAAGAGAUACAGGAAGAGAAUAUAACCCCAACAGUACAUAUUGAAGAGCAGUUGGGAGAGGCUGUAAGGGAAGAGACAAUCACUCAAUCGAGUGUCGAAGUUGCCACUCAGCCGUGCAACUCCACAACCGUUUGUGUCCUGGGCUUAGAUAGGAUUGGAAAAUACAUUGCUCACUCCUUAGCUGCACAGCCAUUCCCUCCGUCUGUCAAUUUGCUAAUCCAUCGCCCUUAUCUGAUGAAGAAAUGGUUUGAGGAAGGCGCUGCUAUUGGAGUAUGGAGAGAUGGAAAAUUGGACGUCCAAUCGGGCUUCAACGUGGAGCUAACCGAGAGCUAUGUGUUCAAAGAUUACGAAAAGCUUGUUGGAGGUCGCCCAGUUCCUCGUCGAGUUGACCCACCCAGUACUAUAAUUGACAACUUGAUGGUCACUACCGACGCGCAUGCCACAAUUCCAGCGCUUCGUUCAAUCUCGCAUCGCCUUAACGCCUCUUCCACGAUUUGCUUUAUGAGGGAUGGUAUUGGCUUGAUCGACGAGGUCAAUUCCAGAGUCUUCCCAGAUCCAGCAACAAGACCGAAGUACACCAUGGCAAAACUUUCCCAUCAUAUUUAUCAAACUGAAAAGAGCUUCACCAUUGUGGAGAAAGGAUCCGGGGAACUCAUUUGCACGAAUACUCCUCGUGAGUCUAAGCCCGAUUCAGAAGAUGGCAAUGAGAAAGAAACGACAACCCAGGGAAAGAAGAAGGCUUGGGGCACGAUUCAAUACAGCCGCAUGAUGAGAUUUCUUACGAAAGCCCCGAAUUUGAACGCACGGUCCCUCAAUCGACAAAUGUUUUUUGAAGAAGUUAUGGAUAGAACUAUAUUUAACUCUGUCAUUGGGCCUUUGACUGUCAUGUUUGAUUGUUCCAACGACCAGCUUCUGUUCAACCAUAAUAUUCGCGAAAUCAAGCACCAAUUACUGGCAGAGAUAUCUACAAUCAUUGGUCGAAUGCCCGAAUUCUCACGACAAGAGACGCAAAGGAGUUUCCAGUCAUCUGAAAUUCAGAAAAGACUCUAUCACGUUAUUCUCAAAACGGGAACGAACAAAUCCGACAUGCUCAAAGCUGUCAGGAGAGGCACCAAGGCAGGAGUCGAGUAUUAUAAUGGGUAUUUCAUCCGACGGGCGGAGGAACUGGGAGUUCCAUGUCCCCUCAAUCAGAUGCUACUUUCCCUCGUCCAGGCGAAGCAGCAUAUCAUUAGUCGGGAGCAGAACGCGUAUGUGCCAUUUGAUGAGCUGAACUCGAGACGGGCUCUGGGUGAAAAGCAGGGUUUUGUACAUAGACCGGACCUUGAGUCCGAGUCGUAA